This is a messenger RNA of Candidula unifasciata, 330 nucleotides long. Lineage: Eukaryota; Metazoa; Mollusca; Gastropoda; Stylommatophora; Geomitridae. The record is from the annotation of a GenBank genome assembly.
AUGAAGCAUCCAAGCCUCUGGCUCGUUUUAAAGAUGACAAGGAUUUGGAUGAGAUGCUCAGACAGGAGGAAAGACUGGAAGACCCCAAUGCUGGAUUUCAUCAGAAAGAAAAAAGAGAAAGAAGACAAGAAAACUGGCAAGAAGAAAAAGAAUGAACUACCAAAGUACAAAGGACCAUUGCCUCCACCAAAUCGGUUCAACAUUCAGCCAGGAUACAGAUGGGACGGGGUCGACAGGUCGAAUGGAUUUGAAAAGAAAAUCUUCGCUUCACAGGCUAACAAGAAAGCGAUACAGGAGAUUGCCUACAAAUGGAGUACUGAAGACAUGUGA